Messenger RNA from Symbiodinium sp. CCMP2456, 278 nucleotides. The record is from the annotation of a GenBank genome assembly. NCBI's taxonomy places the organism in Eukaryota, Dinophyceae, Suessiales, Symbiodiniaceae.
AUGGGUUGCUGCGAGUCGUCGGCGAGCGUCCAGUCAGAGGUCACGACGAGCAGCUCGCUGUUGUCAUCUAACAAGCCUCAUUACUUGACGGAACAGAUCUUCAAGAAGUACGACCACAACGGCAAUGGGCUGCUGGACGUGUCUGAGCUGAAGUCGUUGAUGCAAGAUGCCUUCCCAGGUGAAAACUUCUCGGAUGCGGAUAUGGCAACAAUGCACAAUAGCCUGGACAUGGACAAGGAUGGCUCCAUCGGCGUGAACGAGCUGCGCGCUUUCCUGAG